Cebus imitator (Panamanian white-faced capuchin) is the source of this 2435-nucleotide messenger RNA. It is a transcript of the gene SIGLEC11, whose product is annotated as sialic acid binding Ig like lectin 11. Lineage: Eukaryota; Metazoa; Chordata; Mammalia; Primates; Cebidae. Gene Ontology annotation, cellular component: plasma membrane. Bases 126 to 2309 code for a protein of 727 amino acids. The record is from RefSeq and is a predicted model, not a curated record. The transcript is spliced from 11 exons. Gene Ontology annotation, biological process: cell adhesion. Gene Ontology annotation, molecular function: sialic acid binding.
GUUGGGAGGGGAUCUUUCAGGGCCUUGCGGUUCCCCAGGCUCCUCCUCUGCCAGUGGUCACUGCCCCUCCACCAGGCUUCCUUCCAGAGGAGUUUCCUUCCCAGCCAGGCCAGCCCAGGAGCCAGAUGGUCCCAGGACAGGCCCAGCCCCAGAGUCCAGAGAUGCUGCUGCUGUCCCUGUUGCUGCCCAUGCUGGGGGAGGGGUUCCUGAACCAGGGCUCAAGUUACAGUCUUCAAGUGCAGAGGCUGGUGACGGUGCAGGAGGGCCUGUGUGUCUUCAUGCCUUGCAACCUCUCCUACCCCCGGGUUGGCUGGAAUGAGUCUACUGCCGCUCAUGGCUACUGGUUCAAAAUAAUGACCAACACAUAUACCCGUGCUCUUGUGGCCACAAACAACCCAAAUCAAGAGGUGGACGUGAGCAUGCGGGACCGAUUCCAGCUCACGGGGGACCCCGGCAAGGGGAGCUGCUCCUUGGUGGUCAGAGACGCACAGAUGCAGGACACGGGAGUGUACUACUUUCGGGUGGAGAGGGGAAGCUAUGUGAAAUUCAACUUUAACGGGCUCCAUCUAAAAGUAACAGCCCUGACUCAGAAGCCUGAUGUCUACAUCCCCGAGACCCUGGAGCCUGGGCGGCCAGUGACAGUCAUCUGUGUGUUUAACUGGGCUUUCAAGAAGUGUCCAGCCCCUUCUUUCUCCUGGACGGGUGCUGCCCUCUCUUCUAAAAGAACCAGACCAAGCAGCCCCCACUUCUCAGUGCUCAGCUUCACGCCCAGACCCCAGGACCACGACACCAACCUCACCUGCCACGUGGACUUCUCUAGAACGGGUGUGAGCACACAGAGGACCGUCCGACUCCGCGUGGCCUACGCCCCCAGAGACGUUGUUAUCAGCAUUUCCCGUGACAACACGCCAGCUCUGAAGCUCCAGGAAAAUCUCACACAUCUGGAAGCCCAGAAAGGCCAGUUCCUGAGGCUCCUCUGUGCUGCCGACAGCCAGCCCCCCGCCAUGCUGAGCUGGGUGCUACAGGACAGAGUCCUCUCCUGGUCCCACCCCUGGGGCCCCAGAACCCUGGGGCUGGAGCUUCCCCGGGUGAAGGCCGGGGAUUCAGGCCACUACACCUGCCGAGCAGAGAACAGGCUUGGCUCCCAGCAGCGAGCCCUGGACCUCUCUGUGCAGUAUCCUCCAGAGGACCUGAGAGUGAUGGUUUCCCAAGCAAACAGGACAGUCCUGGAAAACCUUGGGAACGGCACAUCCCUCCCGGUCCUGGAGGGCCAAAGCCUGCGCCUGGCCUGUGUCACCCACAGCAGUCCCCCAGCCAGGCUGAGCUGGACCCGGGGGGGACAGACCCUGAGCCCCUCCCCACCCUCAGAUCCCGCGGUCCUGGAGCUGCCUCAGGUUCAAAUGGAGCAUGAAGGAGAGUUCACCUGCCACGCUCAGCACCCACUGGGCUCCCAGCAUGUCUCUCUCAGCCUCUCCGUGCACUACUCCCCUCAGCUACUGGGCCCCUCCUGCUCCUGGGAGGCUGAGAGUCUGCACUGCAGCUGCUCCUCCCAGGCCAGCCCGGCCCCCUCUCUGCGCUGGUGGCUUGGAGAGGAGCUCCUGGAGGGGAACAGCAGCCGGGACUCCUUCGAGGUCACCCCCAGCUCAGCCGGGCCCUGGGCCAACAGCUCCCUGAGCCUCCGAGGGGUACUCGGCUCCCACCUCAGGCUCAGCUGUGAGGCCUGGAAUGUCCACGGGGCCCAAAGCAGCUCUGUCCUCAAGCUGCCACAAGGGAAUCAGGAGUGGAGGGGAGGACUUGGUCUGGGGGCCGCUCUGGGAGCUGGCGUUGCUGUCCUGCUCUCUCUCUGUUUCUGCCUCGUCGUCUUCAGGGUGAAGACCUGCAGGAAGGAAGCCGCCCAGAUGGCAGCCGCUGAGCAAGAUGCGCCCUCUGCCGUGGGGCCCAUCUCCCGGUUGAGAGCCCAGCCUCUGUCCUCUGGGGCCUUGGCCUUUCCCCUUUCCUGGACGGCCACGGCCACGCCUCUUGAUGACUCGCAGAAUCAUCGUGCCCCGAAUAAGGGUCACCAGCACAAAUGCCCAGCAGGCAGCUCCCAAGACUACCCGCCCCCAGGUGCAGCCACCCCCAACCCCGGGGAGGAGCAGGAGCUCCACUACGCCUCCCUCAGCUUCCAAGGGCUGAGGCCUCGGGAGCCUGCGCACCAGGAGGCCCCCAGCACCACCGAGUACUCAGAAAUCAAGAUCCACAAGGGACAGCCCCCGAAGGGCCCCGGCUCUGGGCUUUUGUUGAAGACGUCAGGGAUGCUUCCAAAGUGAAGAGUUCUCCAUGGAAACAGGACACCAGCAAGUGUGUGGGCGUCGCACUGGUAUCGGCCAGAACCGGACUCAGAUUUCAGCCCCAUCCCCCACGAAGAGCUUGAGUUUGAAGAUUACACUUUCUGA